CAGCGGUCCGUGGUGACGUCAGACGCUGCUGCCGAAGCUCGUGUCCGCGAGACAUUAAGUCCCGAGAACUACCAACAGAUCACACCGCGGCCGCCGGCGACAGAAACACCCCGAACAUGGGCAACUGUCAACCCACCAUCGUGCACUACGAGGACUUUGACGUCGUCGCUGACAUCAAGGCCAUCCGCAAAGCCUGCAAAGGGUUCGGAACUGAUGAGCAGGCCAUCAUCGACAUCCUGGCAAACCGCAGCGCCGCUCAGCGCCAGGAAAUUAAAUACGCCUAUUUUGACAAGUACGAUGAUGAGUUGGUGGACGUGUUGAAGAAAGAGUUGUCGGGGAACUUCGAGAACGCCGUCCUCGCCAUGCUUGACCCGCCCGUCGUCUUCGCCGUGAAGGAGCUGAGGAAGGCCAUGAAGGGAGCGGGCACCGACGAAGACGUCCUGGUGGAGAUCCUCUGCACCGCCACCAACGCUGACAUCGCCAUGUUCAAGGAAUGCUACUUUCAAGUGCACGAACGUGAUCUUGAAGCCGACAUCGAGGGUGACACAAGCGGGGAUGUGAGGAACCUGCUCAUGGCUCUAUUGGAGGGCAACAGAGACGAGAGUUACGAGGUGGACGAGCAGCUUGCCGAGGAAGAUGCCACCUGCCUGUUCGAGGCGGGCGAGGGCAGUUUCGGAACGGACGAGUCCACGUUCAACUUCGUCCUGGCCUCCAGAAAUUACCUGCAGCUCCAAGCCACCUUCAAGAUAUAUGAGCAGCUCUCCGGAACCGAGAUCCUGGACGCCAUUGAGAACGAGACUUCUGGCACGCUGAAGAAAUGCUACGUCGCUCUUGUGAGAGUGGCUAAGAACCCUCAGCUCUACUUCGCCCGGCGGCUGAACGACGCCAUGGCGGGAGCGGGCACCGACGAGGACACCCUCAUUCGCAUCAUCGUGUGUCGCUCCGAGUACGAUUUGGAGACCAUCAAAGACCUGUACCUGGAGAAAUACGACGUGUCCCUGAAGGAGGCCCUGAAGGACGAGUGCGGCGGGGACUUUAAACGCCUCCUCCUGGGUAUCUGCCACUGAAGGUCUGAGAGGGAGGACAGGAUCCACCAAAACCAGAAAUAGAUUGAUAAAUGACUCGUAUUAAUUAAUAUGCCGUUAAAUGUACCAAAAGUUGUUUUUAAAAAUAUAUUAUAACAUUUAUAAAAUGUGACGAAUAAAUAUUAGGUUUAUUGCUUAUUUAUACAUUGACUAUAUG
Molecule: messenger RNA, 1242 nt
Organism: Cyclopterus lumpus (lumpfish)
Lineage: Eukaryota; Metazoa; Chordata; Actinopteri; Perciformes; Cyclopteridae
Gene: anxa13
Product: annexin A13
Exons: 11
Coding region: 117-1067 (316 amino acids)
Cellular component (GO): cytoplasm
Molecular function (GO): calcium ion binding; calcium-dependent phospholipid binding
Source: RefSeq, a predicted model, not a curated record